AUGGCUCAGGUUCAACCCGCGAGCGCGUUCCCUUCGGGACAGACAGAGAACAAUGCAAGGCUCCAGUGGCUCACAGAACAACACAAUACAGCUGUCGAAGAUUGCAAAAAGAGGCUGCGAUGGCUCGAGCACGAGGAGAUGAUCUCAGACGCGGAGAAGAGCAUGGAGCGCCACAGACUAUUUCACCUGGAGGCCAUGCUUGAAGCCGACAAACGACUAGCUUCUGCGCAGGAUGCCAUAGAGGCGCACCGCAUCUUUCACGAGGAAGCCAUGAAGGAAGCUGAUGCUAGGUUGGCAGUUGCUGACGACAGCAUGGUCGAGCACAGGAAGUUUCACGAGGAAGCCGUGAGUGGCGCUGAUAGCUCAAUAGAGAAGCAUCGUCGAUUCCACGCCGAGGCCAUGAAGGAAGCUCAGGAUAGACUGGCACUGGCUCAAGGCGCUAUAGAGGAGCAUCGAAAGUUCCAUGAGAUUGCCAUGAAGGAGGCAGAUGCUAGGUUGGCGGAAUCAGACGACAGCAUGGUGGAGCAUCGGAAAUUUCACCAGAAAGCUAUGCAGGAGGCAGAUGAUAGGCUGGCAGCAGCUCAAGGUGCUAUCGAAGAGCACCGGAAGUUCCAUGAACAGGCGAUGAAGGAGGCAGACGAGCGGUUGAAUGCAGCAGACGAUAGCAUGGUGGAGCACAGAAAGUUUCAUGACCGAGCAAUGAAAGAGGCAGAUGAUCGGCUUGCUGCAGCAGACAACAGCAUUGCGGAUCAUAGAAUCUGGCACGCUGAGCAAAUGAAGGAGGCAGACGCGCGACUAGGAGCUCUCAGUUCGUAA
This is a messenger RNA of Neoarthrinium moseri, 816 nucleotides long. RefSeq lists its product as uncharacterized. Bases 1 to 816 code for a protein of 271 amino acids. The transcript has a single exon. NCBI's taxonomy places the organism in Eukaryota, Fungi, Ascomycota, Sordariomycetes, Amphisphaeriales, Apiosporaceae. The record is from RefSeq and is a predicted model, not a curated record.